Phycomyces blakesleeanus NRRL 1555(-) is the source of this 171-nucleotide messenger RNA. RefSeq names its product basic-leucine zipper transcription factor. The transcript has a single exon. The annotation marks the transcript as partial. Gene Ontology annotation, molecular function: transcription cis-regulatory region binding; DNA-binding transcription activator activity, RNA polymerase II-specific. The record is from RefSeq and is a predicted model, not a curated record. Lineage: Eukaryota; Fungi; Mucoromycota; Mucoromycetes; Mucorales; Phycomycetaceae. Gene Ontology annotation, cellular component: RNA polymerase II transcription regulator complex.
AGACGAAAAGAACAAAAUAGAGCAGCCCAAAGAGCAUUUCGAGAGCGCAAAGAAAAAUAUGUAAAAGAACUGGAAGACAAGAUCAGACAAAUUCAAGCAGCCCAUGAGGUCCAUGUUGCUCAACUCCAGAAAGAGAAUGAAGAACUAAGGGCAAUAUUGGGUGAUAUUAAG